GUUGUGUGGCUGCUAGCAUGAAAGAUGUCAACAGCAAAGAGAAAACUGGCUACUAAAGGAGCUCAGUGCUUUGCUAUUAACUGUCUUUCCUAUCGUAACCAGGACAGCAAGGCAAAGGGAAUCACAUUCCACAAGUUUCCAGACAAAGAUAAGAAGCCACAGCUGUACCAGGCAUGGGUUAGAAAUUGCAGGAGAGAUACAGAGCCAUCACCGCAUGCUCGUAUAUGCAGUAAACAUUUCCAGGCAAAGUACAUCAGUAAAACCCUGGAAAGAACCUAUCUAGCAGAAGAUGCUGUUCCUGAUGUCUUUGAGCUGCCAGAACAUCUCAAGGCUGGGUUGUACGGAAGGCUUUGGAGGGCCUUGUCUGUGACACCUGUCGCGAGUGCCUUGUGGCAACGGUUCCAUCUGUCCGUUUCAAGCAGGCCUUCAUGCUGCUCAGUAUUAAAAACCUUGGAGGACUGCAGAUCCCCUCAGAUGACUAAUUUCAGAUGUUGUGGUAGUGGUGCUGUCUGCUGAAAGACAUCUUCGUCUGCUGUAUGACCCGAAGAAAGUCACAGUAACUGCAUCAGAGCUACGUCUUCAAACCCACGUGUUAAAAGAUGUAGGCACUGAUCUGUUCGACUUGAGUUCUCAUGCAGUUGCGACAGCUGAAGGUCUUGACAACCACUACUACGACCUCAUCAGGCUACUGGUCCACAUCUAUUACAACGUCCGUCUCCAUCACAUGGCACGCCUGCAGAACCUAUGGCUCCAGGGUAAAAGCAUUCGGCAAAAAUAUAACAAAGUUGUCCUUUUCAAAGGACAGUAGUUGUCAGCUAAGUCAGUACUGGAUGAUCAUAAUUUAGUUUUGAGCUGAUGGUACCUAUCCUUUUUUUCCCACAUUAAGUGGCUUUUAGGCCUACGCUAUAUUGUACAUGUAUGUAUGGUAAAUGGUGAUUGUGGAGAACUGCAUUGUAUAAUUUUUAGGCAGUUAUAGCUUACAAACCUCAAACUUGUAUAUACCUACAUUUUGUCCCACAUUAGGUGGUUUUUGGCCUAGGCAAUCAGCUUUUGAAAUGUAUGUAAACGUGUAUGAGUGUUAGUUACAAACCUUGCAUAAUUGUAAUAAACUUUGAGCUGUAAAUACAAAAGAAGCUAGUGUACGCUGUACAGUAGCAAAUUCUGUCAAAAUAUCUGUAUGGAGCCUUG
Thalassophryne amazonica is the source of this 1188-nucleotide messenger RNA. Its product is annotated as THAP domain-containing protein 2-like. Gene Ontology annotation, molecular function: sequence-specific DNA binding. Lineage: Eukaryota; Metazoa; Chordata; Actinopteri; Batrachoidiformes; Batrachoididae. The record is from RefSeq and is a predicted model, not a curated record. The coding region runs from base 25 to 516 and encodes 163 amino acids. The transcript has 4 exons.